This is a messenger RNA of Arabidopsis arenosa, 1650 nucleotides long. The record is from the annotation of a GenBank genome assembly. NCBI's taxonomy places the organism in Eukaryota, Viridiplantae, Streptophyta, Magnoliopsida, Brassicales, Brassicaceae.
GCCACCUGAGAGAACUUCUUAGUGACAUGACGAUUCUCGCCGGAUUGAUACGACGGCGGUUUAGUAGAUUGGUUCCGGUUACGAUUCCGGUUCAAUUGAAUUACGGAUUCGUACCGAGCCAAAGUACUCGGUUGCUGAGCGGCGAGGCUGAGUCGAAUCGGAACGAGUUUCCGGUGGAGAACGCGUACGUUAUCUUGAAUGUCUCCGAAACCAGCUCAAUCGCAGAGAUCAAAGCAUCAUUUCGCAGACUCGCCAAAGAGACUCAUCCUGAUCUGAUCAAGUCAAAGAACGAUCCAUCUAAUUCCAUACGCUUCGUUCAGAUUCUCGCUGCUUAUGAGAUUCUUUCAGAUUCUGCAAAGAGAGCACACUAUGAUAGAUAUUUGCUAUCUCGGAGAAUGGUAAUGACGAGACAAUCUAGACAAGGAGAAGCAAUACAUGAUAUAGUAUUGGAGAAGAGAGUGGCAAAUGGUACAGGUUACUUAGAUGAAUUGGAAGAAGACUUUUAUUCGGCUAUACGAGCGCGUACUUUGGACCUGAUAGUUGAAUCUGUGGAGCUUCUUCCUGAUUGUUUUGAAGCUGAGGAAAGGUCUGUGUAUGAUACACGAGAGGUUUUGCAUUUGGUUUCAGGACGAGAUCUUUUUGGUAUGGUUUGCUUGGUUGAUAACUUCCUUGAGCUUUCUUCUGCUUGCUCCAAGAAAUUGGCUUUGUCGUCAUUUAUGGAUCCGGACCUGGGUCAGGCAGUUGAGAAAGGCAAGUAUGACAUGAUGUCUGAUGAAAGGAUUGGUCUUCAGAUAUCUCAUAUACAAUCUUCGAGAAGUAAAAACCAUGUUUCAGAUGCAUAUAAAGAUAUUCAGCUGCAUGUUUCUGGAAGAGUUGUUGCUACAGCCAUUAGGGUUCCCCCAAAAGGGUAUAAUGAAAAGAAACCAAUUGAGGGUGAUCACGAUCUCAUACACGUUUUCCUCAAUUCAGAUGAAGGAUCUAAUCAUGAAACUGAAUCGUCACCUGGAAAUGAAAGUGGAGCCAGACUUCUUGUUGGAACUAUAAGUGGUCUUGGGACAAGCCCAGAUGAAGGUUCAUGUUAUGUCCAUGAUGGGAAUGGUUUUAAGACUCAUGUGAUAAUGAAACAUAGGACAUUUCUGGUGAGGCAUUUGCACUGGUACAAAAUUGGGGAAAAGGUUUCCAUUUGCGAGUGUAGAUGCAGUAGGGCGAAAUUACCACCAAACAAGUUUUGGUUGUUUGAGCCUCGUUGUGGUUUGCAUGACGUCGGAGGAUGGUAUGUUGAAACUUAUGGGAAAGAUAAAAAGAGCAGGACGGUCUUGGCACAAAGAUUCUGGGAUGGACUGGAAGAGGGGAGUACACUGGAUGGGAGACUGCACCCUGGUAUCUACUUGCUUACACUAGCAUAUCGAACUCUUGAUCUUGAAGAUGAAAAGAGAAGGAAACGGUCAAUGUUGGAGAUCAUCGAGGCACAGCUAUCUAAAACGUUGGAUUGGUGUAAAGAAUUGGUUAGAAGAAAGGGCCUUGGAACUUAACGUGGUUAAUCUUCUCCCUUUCCGAGUGAAGAUCCAAAGAUGAUUGGCUUUUCAAUUUCCAAAUGGAUACAAGCACUUCCAUGCCUGAGGUUGUGGUGAACAAAGGCUUCUCUAAAGG